Molecule: messenger RNA, 646 nt
Organism: Salarias fasciatus (jewelled blenny)
Lineage: Eukaryota; Metazoa; Chordata; Actinopteri; Blenniiformes; Blenniidae
Product: hemoglobin subunit beta-like
Exons: 3
Coding region: 99-542 (147 amino acids)
Biological process (GO): oxygen transport; hydrogen peroxide catabolic process
Cellular component (GO): blood microparticle; hemoglobin complex; haptoglobin-hemoglobin complex
Molecular function (GO): oxygen binding; peroxidase activity; oxygen carrier activity
Source: RefSeq, a predicted model, not a curated record
AGCCGGAUGACGAGCAUGCUUAAAAGCCUGCGGAGGAGCUGAUCCUCCUGUCAGCUCUUCUUUUCAAGUCCGAGCAGUAAACACAAACUGAAGUCAACAUGGUUGAGUGGAGCGACAAGGAGCGCGGCAUCAUCAAUAGCCUCUUUUCCACCUUGGACUAUGAAGAUAUCGGCUCCAAGACUCUGUCCAGGUGUCUGAUCGUCUACCCCUGGACUCAGAGGUAUUUCGCCAACUUUGGACCGCUGUACAGCGCCGAGGCCAUCACAACCAACCCCAACAUCGCAGCCCACGGAGUGAAGAUCCUGCACGGCCUGGACCGCGCUGUGAAGAACAUGGACAACAUCAAGACAGCUUACACUGAGCUGAGUGUGCUGCACUCUGACAAGCUGAAAGUGGACCCCGACAACUUCACGCUGCUGUCCGACUGUCUGACCAUCGUCAUCGCAGCCAAGAUGGGCAGCGCCUUCACCCCAGAGACCCAGGCCACUUUCCAGAAGUUCCUGGCUGUGGUGGUGUCCGCUCUGGGAAAGCAGUACCACUAAAUCACCAACCUAUACCUCGGAGAGAUCUGAAGUCUGUAUAGACACCUGUGUCAACUGUGACCUGUCUCCUCAAACAAAAUAAAAUAAAAACUCACCAAACCAAA